This is a messenger RNA of Debaryomyces hansenii CBS767, 696 nucleotides long. RefSeq lists its product as uncharacterized. The record is from RefSeq and is a predicted model, not a curated record. The transcript has a single exon. Lineage: Eukaryota; Fungi; Ascomycota; Pichiomycetes; Serinales; Debaryomycetaceae. The coding region runs from base 1 to 696 and encodes 231 amino acids.
AUGGCAAACAUUUCGAAAGAGAAGACAGAUCAUAAAAUGAUGCAAAAAUAUACGUGUGUUCCAAUUUGCGAUUACGAGGUAUUGAUAGUUACUAAUGGUACUGUUUCACAAGUAGAAGGGAAAUUGACCAAACUAAAUGAACAAAAUAAUGAUGAAAUACCUUUGAAUUCCAGCAUAACGUACUUAAAGACAUUCAAAGAGUUGGUUGAAUAUCUUAGUUUUUACAAGGACGGCAACAAUGAUGAAGUCAAGUAUACUGGGAAGAUAGUCUUCAUGUUUUUUAACGGAUUAGAAUUUGUUCAAGAUAUCUUGUGUGAUGCCAUAGACCACUCACAUAAGUGCACCGCAACCAGAGACAUACCAUUUGACUAUCAUAUGCGUUCAAUGAUUGACAAAGCGCAUGAUUAUAAUGACAAGAGCCAGUCUGUGGAGGUGAUGCAAAAUACAUACUUUUACUAUGAUUCAACCGUUAUGUCCGACGAUGCAGACUUUAACAUGGUAGUGUCAAUUGUGAAGGAUAUAUUGAAAAAGACCGAUUUUAUGGUAGGUAGAAUUCGAGGUGUUUACAUUGAUGAUGAACACCUAGAGGGAGAAAAAGCGUUCGCUGUUAGCAACUUGUUGAGAAACUAUCCUAACAUCGAAACUUUGCAGUUAACUAGCAGGAAAACUAUAAUGAUGAAAGAUUUGAUUGUUUAG